Triticum urartu is the source of this 1805-nucleotide messenger RNA. RefSeq names its product putative B3 domain-containing protein Os03g0621600. Gene Ontology annotation, molecular function: DNA binding. The record is from RefSeq and is a predicted model, not a curated record. Lineage: Eukaryota; Viridiplantae; Streptophyta; Magnoliopsida; Poales; Poaceae.
AGACAGAGGGAGAGAGGGAGCGUCACGCGUCGGCCGCUCAGUGGCCACCAGCCGCAGUUUCCCUUUUGGGCUUGCGAGCUCACUGCGCUGCGCGCUUCACCCACACCCUCGGGCCCCAGUACGAUCAAUCAACCAAAGAAAAGAAGCACAUUGGGGUCCGUCGGCGGCGGACCGGGCACCGGCGCGGCGGCGAUCCAUGGACAUGGGCGAGCUCUUCAACCCAGGCUGCGGCGGGGCGGGCGGCGCCGGCUGCGACUGCGGGGACUGCGAGGAGUGGAGGCGCUACUGCUACUGGAACCACGACCACGGCACCAAGCAGUUCCUCCUCUUCGCCUCCCACGACAAAGAUCAUCUGUGCAUACCAUGGGAGGUCUCAAGCCAGCUGAGAGAUAUGAUCCCCGACUCCGAGCCUAUCAAACUUGAAACUCCUGACGGUCGCACGUACAGUGUUAAAUUCUUCAAGUUCGGCCGGAUAACUCUUACGAGUGGGUGGCGGGGCUUUGUGGAUGCAAAUCACAUAGAAGAGAACAACCCCAUGUUGUUCGUGUACCGUGGGAAUUCAACCUUUAAGGUUCAAAUAUUCAAUUCAUCCGGCCGCGACAAGUUUUUGCCCUGUUCUCAACCACCUUGCAAUCAUCGUGUGCUGAAUGAACAAGUGGUGCCUCAUCCUGAACAUGUUGAUAGCUCAGCCCACUUUGGCUAUACCAUGUUGCCCGGGAGCUUUGUAACCAAAGCACAAGAUGAUAAAUUGCUAGAAUGGGCUAAUACCAUCAAGUCUGGAUUUCCUCUUUUUGUGGCAGCCAUGGACGAGAGCAAUGUCAGCUUGAUCGACUGCCAUGUUUACAUACCACUGAGGCUUGUGGACCAGUUCAAAGAGGUUGUCAAGAUAGUAGCCCUUGACAAGAGUAUAUACGUUGUUGGAGCAAAGAAGCACAAUGAGGAUCAAAUCGUACUCCAAUCUGGGUGGGAUAGGUUUGUGACUGAUCAGUGCAUACAACAGAAUGACUUCCUCAUUUUCAUAAUUCAGGGGGAAACUCGCCUCAAAGUUCUCGUCCUUGACCCAAGCGGUAGUGAGAAAACUUUUGCCAUGGGAAACUCUUCCAAUGCCCAAGAAAAGCCACCACUCCCACCUACAGUUACUAACCAGAGUUCUGAGGACAAUGAACUUACUGACCAGAGUUCUGACAAUGAACUUACCGAACUGAGUUCUGACAAUGAACUUACUGACCAGAGUUCUGACAAUGAACUUACUGACCUGAGUUCUGAUGAUUAUGAAGUCCUGGGAACAGACACUACAACGUCAAGGAGGGAGCAGAGGCCGCUACGAAGCUGUCGUGCAAAAGCUGAGAAGAUGGGUUCAACAUCCUGCCCUUCUACUAAAUCAGAUCAUAGACACAAAGCUGGCAACUCGAAUGAAGCGAUUGGAUCUGAAACGGCAGACGGUGUUUCGAAGCCAAUACAGCUGGUGAGUUGAGAACUUCAGAUAGCACGUGCAAUAUGCAUAGUCCAUUUCUCAUCCAAAAGCUCGCAAAAUUUAGAACCAUUUUCUUGCUGAAUUAGUCGUCGGCCUGAGAGAGAUCCGAUCGCCAUCUUGACUGAUGAGCUCAUGUGUUACCUAAAACAUGUGUUGAGCAGGAUUACAGCAACUUCUCCCGAGUUAAUACUGCAUAUGGAAUGUUGGGAUUAUUUUCUUCAGUGAACCACUGUCUAAACCUCAUACUCAGCUAUGAAUCCCUUUCAGAAUGCAUAUAGUGAACUUGGGAAUAAGGGCAAGUAUGGGCACGCAAAGAAAAGGUGUUUGUACA